AAGCAAGAAACUGGAGAGAGAAGCAAGAGAGAGGAGGGGCAAAGAGAGGGGGAGGGGGAGGGAGAGAAGCAGGGGAGAAAGGGAGGGGGCAGAGGGAGGAGGGAGAGAGAAUCCAGAGAGAAGGUGGGGAAGGUAGGAUUGAGAAAUGAAGGGAGAGGGAGGGAGAGAGAAAUAAAGGUGGGGAGAGACCUAGAGAGGAGAGGGAAGAGAGUGGCAAGCAGACCGUGGUGAAGGUAAAAGGGGGAAAGAUACUGAGAGGGAAGGAGGGAGGGAGGGAGACAGAGACAGACCGAGGGGGAGAGAAGGGAUCCAGAGAAGGACACCAGGAAAGAGGGAUGAGCCUCUGAGGGGGCUUUAAAGGGAAGAGUGCAUCGAGGGAGGAAGAGAAAAGACCAAAGAGAAGAAAUGGAGAGACAGGCAAGAGAGAGGAAGGUGUGAGAGAGACAGACACAGAGAGGGAAGAGAGAGAAGGGGGAGUUACGGAGGGAGAUAGAACGGAAGACAGACUGGGAGGAAAAAGCCGAGGCUGAAAAGGUAGGGAAGGAGAGAAGGAGCCUGGGGGAGAGCUCCCCUCACUCUUCUGGGAUUUGGAGGCUGGACGCCCCUUGGCAGAGGAAGAGGGGGGCAAGAGGGGCGGGUCGGGGUCGGUUCCCAUUGAAAAGCAGAAGAGACUCAGAGACAGCAGAUACUCAUUGAAAGCCAGGUGGACAGAGACCCAGAGGCGGCAGAGGGGCAGAAGAAAACAAGGGGCUGUGAGAGACCGAGACCCCUGAAGGCACUGGUGCCUGGGACCUCGGAGCCUUAGCUAUGGGGGGCCCGAUGCGCCUCAGCCCGCCCCGGGCCCUGCUCCUCGGGGCUGCCCUGGGAGCUGCAGCUCACAUCGGCCCUGCGCCUGCCCCUGAAGACUGGUGGACCUACAAGGAUAAUCUGCAGGGCAGCUUCGUCCCAGGGCCGCCCUUCUGGGGCCUGGUGAACGCAGCCUGGAGUCUGUGCGCUGUGGGGAAGCGGCAGAGCCCCGUAGACAUAGAGCUGAGAAGGGUCCUCUACGACCCCUUCCUCCCUCCGCUGCGGCUCAGCACGGGAGGAGAGAAGCUUCGGGGGACGCUCUACAACACUGGCCGACACGUCUCCUUCCUGCCAGCCCCAAGGCCUGUGGUCAAUGUAUCCGGGGGGCCCCUCCUCUACAGCCACCGGCUCAGUGAGCUUCGCCUCCUUUUUGGGGCCCGAGAUGGGGCUGGUUCUGAGCACCAGAUCAACCACGAAAGCUUCUCGGCAGAGGUGCAGCUGAUCCACUUUAACCAAGAGCUCUAUGGGAAUCUGAGCGCAGCCUCCCGGGGUCCCAACGGACUGGCUGUCUUGGCACUCUUUGUGAAUGUUGCUGCCAACUCGAACCCUUUCCUGAGCCGCCUCCUAAACAGGGAUACCAUCACCCGAAUCUCCUACAAAAAUGAUGCCUACUUCGUGCAGGACCUGAGCCUGGAGCAGCUGUUCCCGGAGUCCUUCGGCUUUAUCACCUACCAGGGCUCGCUGAGCACCCCACCCUGCUCUGAGACCGUCACUUGGAUCCUCAUAGACCGAGCCCUCAAUGUCACCUCCCUGCAGAUGCACUCCCUGCGGCUCCUGAGCCAGAACCCGCCGUCCCAAAUCUUCCAGAGCCUCAGUGGCAAUGGGCGGCCAUUGCAGCCCCUGGCCCACCGCGCCCUCCGAGGCAACCGCGACUCGAGACACCCGGAGCGGCGCUGCCGCGGCCCCAACUACCGCCUGCAUGUGGACGGUGCCCGCUGAGAAGAGGACCUGCUUGCCUGCCCCCGCCCCCAAGUAAAGUUAUUAAAGAGACAGAACACC
Messenger RNA from Monodelphis domestica (gray short-tailed opossum), 1845 nucleotides. RefSeq names its product carbonic anhydrase 11 (inactive) (gene CA11). Gene Ontology annotation, molecular function: zinc ion binding; carbonate dehydratase activity. Lineage: Eukaryota; Metazoa; Chordata; Mammalia; Didelphimorphia; Didelphidae. The record is from RefSeq and is a predicted model, not a curated record. Gene Ontology annotation, cellular component: basolateral plasma membrane. Gene Ontology annotation, biological process: one-carbon metabolic process.